Messenger RNA from Ostreobium quekettii, 912 nucleotides. NCBI's taxonomy places the organism in Eukaryota, Viridiplantae, Chlorophyta, Ulvophyceae, Bryopsidales, Ostreobiaceae. The record is from the annotation of a GenBank genome assembly.
AUGAAGAAAUUUCUGGCGGCCAAUACUCGAUCUACGAAGGAGCAGGAGUGUUCCGAAACGCAAGUGCAGGAACUUCACCCCCGCCCAGCGAUGGCCGCUGGGGCCAAGAUAACCGCACGAUACAUACCUGAAGACCACAAGGAAGUGGCGGAGCUCUCCGAUGCAGUCCUGGUGUUGAAGAACGAGCGCCUGCCAGUGAACAGCGGGAUACUGUCCAUGCAGUCCCGUGUGUUCUGCAGGCUGAUUGUCGACACAAAAAACGACCGAAAGGCCCAGGCGGACGGAAAGCUCGCCAUCUCUUUGGACGCAUCUGUGACUUUGGAGGAUGCGGUUCUGAUGCUGUCGUUCGUGUAUGGAAAGCGGACCGAUAUGAAUACGGCUGAGGAGGCGUACCGGAUGAUUGUGCUGGCGGGCAAAUAUGACAUUCCGAAUCUGAUGAGGAUCUCCAUAGCAAAAAUAAGGGAACUUGCUCCUGGGCUGCAUUUUGUCGCACCUGGGCAUGGCGACAAGCACAUGGAAGCUGUACGAUGGUUGGCGGUUGCAGAUCGGCUUGAUGCCAUGGACGACUUGCGGACGGAGUGCCUUUACAACAUCCUGAGGGACUUGGUGCUUUCCUCUCGCCCUUCAUCCAGUGAAGAGAUACAGAGUGCUCUCAAGUCUCUGGACAGUCAUGGCGUGACCGCAAGUGCCAUCGGAGUGGUGACAGCUGCGCUUGCAGAGUGGGGCAGAUAUUUGUAUGAGAGCAGCCGAAACAGGAGUGCCGAUGAUAUGGCUGAGGUGCUAAGCACGUCAAAGAGCUACUUUUGUGGUCUAUUGACAACAGCGAGAGCAGUGAGAAGCCCCCCACCCUCCCUUAUUAAGAGCUCACUGCCAGUGAGCCUGGCGCUUUUUGCAGCCGCAACAGCAAUUUAG